AAAAAAGAAGCUUUUCUCUCCUCAGACCUUUAUCUCUUCUUCCUCGUCCUUGUUCAGACCCAAAGUUUCGAUCUUUUUUGCGUUUGUCUGAACUCUGAAGUCAAGACCAUGGAACCCAAGCAGCAGGAUCCAGUGACGUUAGGUCUUGAACAUCGGGUCACGAUGAUGGAUCAAGGGUCCAUAGAACGGUUCAUGACUCAGGUUACAGAUCAGGCUUUAGAGGUUGUCGAUUUAAAGCGUCAGUGGAAAGAAUAUGAGGAGGCUUAUGCAUUGAUGGAGGAAAAUGUGAGGAAGCAUGUACUAGAGGCUAAGAAGAAAGAAGAGGAAUCUGAUAUGAAACACUCUCUGGAAACACAUGUGAUGAGAUUGGCUCUUGAGAUGCAGACCGAAGAAGCGGUAGCUCAGCAUGAGGAGCUGAAGCAAGAGGUUCAAUUGAAGAAAGAGGAGCUUGAAGCGAGGGAGAAUGAGCUGAAGAAGAGGGAAGAGGAGUUAGAAGCGAAGAGGAAGUCUCUAGAGGUCAAGGAGAAGAACUUUGAAGAGCUCAUGAGAGAGCUUGAAGAGAGGCAGGAGGAGGAAUCUACUGAGAUUGAGAAGAGGAACCAGAAACAAGAUGCAGAAGCUAGAGAGAUUGAAGUGAAAAGGCAUUCUCUUGAGCACAAGGAGAAGCAGCUUGAAGAAAGAGAGGAACUACUCAAAUGGAAGAAGAAGAAGAGAGAAUUGGAUAAACGAGCAAAGAGUCGAAAGAGAUCCAGAGAUGAGAUGGCUGAGAAGGAUGAUGGAGGUGACGAGGAUCCUGAGCCAUACUGUUGUCCUGAUGCAGACUUCAACAGUUUCAACAACAACACAAUAAGCUCUUCCGUUGUUGGACAAAUAUGGGCUCUCUAUGAUCCUUCGGAUGAAAUGCCUCGCUACUACGCUCGAAUCAGGAAAGUUCUGGAACCUCAGCUGAGAGUUGGCAUUAGAUGGCUUGAAUCAAAACCAGUUCCAAUCGCUUGUGGUGAAUUCAAGUACGGUAAGAAAACCACAAGCAGCCACUUGAUGUUUUCUCAUGAGAUGCAUCACGUCAGAACCGGCAAGAAGACCGUCUCCAUAAACCCGAGGAAAGGUGAGACAUGGGCUCUUUUCAGAGAUCGGAAGAAGGAGCAGCAGCAGCACAAGCGUCCGUAUAGAUAUGACUUUGUCCAAAUCGAGUCUGAGCUGGACAGUGAUCAUGGCGUUGGAGUUGCUUAUCUAGGGAGAGUGGAGGGAUUCACUUCAGUGUACGAGCUCGCUGAGCAACAUGAUUGCUUCAAGAUGAUGAUACCGUCUGAUGAGAUGCUUAGGUUUUCGCAUAGAGUUCCAUCUUUUGUAUUGACUGGAGAUGAAAGAAAAGGUGUCCCUGCUGGCUCUUUUGAGCUUGACCCUGCUGCUAUUCCUAAAGACUGUCUUGAACCUUUGAAGGUUAAACAAGAGAGAGUUUAAGUACAGUGCAAGUCUGAUGUGUCUUUUUUUUUUUUAAAGUAUUUUAUGUAUGUUGAAGAUGCACCAAUGAACUGAUGGAUCUGUGUCGUUUAUGUUUAGUUUGUUUUGGUGAAACAUGAAGCUUUUUUGUAUUUGAUCUAACAACAGGUUUACAAUGUGUGUGAUGAGUUUUCAUUACAAGAAAUGAGAGGAAUGAGUUAUUUGCU
Brassica oleracea var. oleracea is the source of this 1667-nucleotide messenger RNA. RefSeq lists its product as uncharacterized. The record is from RefSeq and is a predicted model, not a curated record. The coding region runs from base 109 to 1461 and encodes 450 amino acids. Lineage: Eukaryota; Viridiplantae; Streptophyta; Magnoliopsida; Brassicales; Brassicaceae. The transcript is spliced from 2 exons.